AUGGAGGAGCAGGGAGUUCAGUGCGCUCCGCCGCCUCCUGCCGCCUCCCAGACAGGGGUACCUCUUGUCAACCUCUCCCACAACUGCAGCGCAGACAGCUACAUUUACCAGGACUCCAUCGCCAUGCCCUGGAAAGUCCUGCUGGUUGCUCUGCUGGCUCUCAUCACCUUGGCCACCACGCUCUCCAACGCCUUUGUGAUAGCCACGGUGUAUCGGACCCGGAAGCUGCACACCCCAGCUAAUUACCUGAUUGCCUCUCUGGCCGUCACUGACCUGCUCGUGUCCAUCCUGGUGAUGCCCAUCAGCACCAUGUACACGGUCACUGGACGCUGGACACUAGGCCAGGUGGUCUGUGACUUCUGGCUGUCGUCGGAUAUCACCUGUUGCACUGCUUCCAUUAUGCAUCUCUGUGUCAUCGCCCUGGAUCGCUACUGGGCCAUCACUGAUGCGGUAGAGUAUUCCGCUAAAAGGACUCCCAAAAGGGCGGCCAUCAUGAUAGCCCUGGUGUGGAUCUUCUCCAUCUCUAUUUCGCUGCCACCCUUCUUCUGGCGUCAAGCCAAAGCUGAGGAGGAGGUGCUGGACUGUUUUGUGAACACCGACCACGUCCUCUACACAGUCUACUCCACGGUGGGCGCUUUCUAUUUACCCACCCUGCUCCUCAUCGCCCUCUAUGGCCGCAUCUAUGUGGAAGCCCGCUCUCGGAUUUUGAAACAGACACCCAACAAGACCGGCAAGCGCUUGACACGAGCCCAGCUGAUAACAGACUCCCCUGGGUCCACGUCCUCGGUCACCUCCAUUAACUCCAGGGCUCCCGACGUGCCCAGUGAGUCUGGGUCUCCAGUGUACGUGAACCAAGUCAAAGUGAGAGUCUCCGACGCCCUGCUGGAAAAGAAGAAACUCAUGGCCGCUAGGGAGCGCAAAGCCACCAAGACCCUAGGGAUCAUUUUAGGAGCAUUUAUUGUGUGCUGGCUGCCCUUCUUCAUCAUCUCCCUGGUGAUGCCUAUCUGCAAGGAUGCCUGCUGGUUUCACAUGGCCAUCUUUGACUUCUUCAACUGGCUAGGCUAUCUUAACUCCCUCAUCAACCCCAUCAUCUAUACCAUGUCCAAUGAGGACUUCAAACAAGCAUUCCAUAAACUGAUACGCUUUAAGUGCACAGGUUGACUUGUCAAUGGCAGUGGGGUCGCCUAGGCGACCUUUGGGGACCAAGUUGGGUCUUUUGCAGGUAGGUCAAAUCUUCUUUCCCUGUUACUGGGUGGAAGCAAGGCUCUCUGUCCCGGGCAAGGGCAAUGGAUCCUGAGAAUCUGGGCAGCUCUGAGAGAGCACUCUGGAAGGUGAACUGCUCCAACUACUGCAAAGCUUCCAUGCUGAGGUUAGCCUCCUGUCCUCAAAGCCCGGGCUCAGCACAGAUCCUCCUGCAGCCAAUCACACAAAAGGUUGCAACUUUUUAACGUUGAUGAUGGAUGGGGGAUGCCCCGUUUUGUACCAUGGACAUUGCCCUCUAAGCCAGUGGCACUUGUAGGUGUUGUCUGAAGCUUAUCUGAGACAGAUCUACACACAGCCUGGCCGUACUUGAAUUAGACAAUUAAUACCCUGUGCUUUGGGGGGAACUUUGUGUUACAGCUUAAUUUUAGAACACUCACUUUGACAUCCUUCAGUCUUCAUUUGUUUAUUUAAGUGUGGUUGGAGAAACUUGUGGAUUUGGUGCUUCAAACACUAAAUGUGGCUUGGAUGG
Peromyscus eremicus (cactus mouse) is the source of this 1732-nucleotide messenger RNA. It is a transcript of the gene Htr1b, whose product is annotated as 5-hydroxytryptamine receptor 1B. Bases 1 to 1161 code for a protein of 386 amino acids. The record is from RefSeq and is a predicted model, not a curated record. Gene Ontology annotation, molecular function: G protein-coupled serotonin receptor activity. Lineage: Eukaryota; Metazoa; Chordata; Mammalia; Rodentia; Cricetidae. Gene Ontology annotation, biological process: vasoconstriction; adenylate cyclase-activating adrenergic receptor signaling pathway; chemical synaptic transmission. Gene Ontology annotation, cellular component: plasma membrane. The transcript has a single exon.